Molecule: messenger RNA, 522 nt
Organism: Colletotrichum phormii
Lineage: Eukaryota; Fungi; Ascomycota; Sordariomycetes; Glomerellales; Glomerellaceae
Exons: 5
Coding region: 1-522 (173 amino acids)
Biological process (GO): positive regulation of mRNA splicing, via spliceosome
Cellular component (GO): spliceosomal complex
Molecular function (GO): RNA binding
Source: RefSeq, a predicted model, not a curated record
AUGUCUAAGCUCUUCAUUGGCGGCCUUGCAUGGCACACUGAGGAAGGCACCCUCAGACAGAAGUUUGAGGAGUUCGGUGCCGUCGAGGAAGCUGUCGUUGUGAAGGACCGCGACACUGGCCGCAGCCGUGGAUUCGGCUUCGUCCGCUACACUCAGGAUGGUGACGCUCAGAAGGCCAUUGCUGCCAUGAACAACGUCGAGUUUGAUGGACGCACUAUUCGCGUUGACAAGGCUUCCGACAACGGUCCCCGCGGUGGCGGUGGUGGUGGCUACCGCGGCGGCUUCGGCGGCGGUGGUGGACGUGGCGGCUACGGCGCCCCCCCUGUGCCUUAUGGAGGCGCUCCCGGCGGAUACGGUGUUCCCAACAUGGGCUACCAGCAGCAGCAGCAGCCUGCCUACGGCCGCGGCUACCCCCCUCAGCAGCCCUACGGCGGUGCCCCUCCCCAGGAUGGCUACGCACCCCAGGCUCCCUACGGAUACGCCGACCCGUCUCAGCAGCCCCAGGGCGGCCGAGGCUAUUAG